Messenger RNA from Knipowitschia caucasica, 576 nucleotides. The record is from the annotation of a GenBank genome assembly. NCBI's taxonomy places the organism in Eukaryota, Metazoa, Chordata, Actinopteri, Gobiiformes, Gobiidae.
AUGGCGGACAGUGCGAGUGAGAGCGACACUGACGGAGCGGGCAGCAGCUCGGCCACCCCGAUGUCCUCCUCAGCCUCUAACUCUGCGAAGCCCAGCAUAGUCAUUUCACAGUUUCGUCUGGAGGAGCUCACCAACCGCUUGGCCUCGUUGCAGCAAGAGAACAAAGUUCUUAAAAUUGAACUGGAAACCUUCAAACUCAAAUGUAAAGCGCUGCAGGAGGAGAACCGUGAUCUCCGCAAAGCUAGCGUCACCAUUCAAGCCAGAGCUGAACAAGAGGAAGAAUUUAUCAGUAACACGCUGUUUAAGAAGAUCCAGGCCCUGCAAAAAGAAAAGGAGACCUUGGCCGUUAACUACGAAAAAGAGGAGGAAUUCCUCACUAAUGAGCUGUCAAGGAAGCUCAUGCAUUCUCAAUCCAGCAGAGCAUCCUCUCCAGAAGCUCCACAAAGAGUCGAAGAUUCUGAUAAAAGAGCCCUCCCCCAUUGGGGUGGACAGGGCAUGGAGGUGGUGCAUCGAGAGGCAGUUACUGUGCACAAAAAAGCACGUUCGUCACCCAGAAGCUCUGGGGAAGAUGGCUGA